This is a messenger RNA of Olea europaea var. sylvestris, 1872 nucleotides long. RefSeq lists its product as uncharacterized. The record is from RefSeq and is a predicted model, not a curated record. NCBI's taxonomy places the organism in Eukaryota, Viridiplantae, Streptophyta, Magnoliopsida, Lamiales, Oleaceae. Gene Ontology annotation, cellular component: mitochondrial small ribosomal subunit. Gene Ontology annotation, molecular function: structural constituent of ribosome. Gene Ontology annotation, biological process: mitochondrial translation. The transcript is spliced from 5 exons. Bases 383 to 1681 code for a protein of 432 amino acids.
AAUUGAAUUUCAAUUUCCCCUAGCGCUUGUCUCCGUCUGACCGUCUCUCUCGCUCGACUUCUCCUUCCGCUUCCAGUUCCAGCAUCCCAGAUUUCCUCUCCGCGGCUUGGCUAGUUGGCUUCGCAGUUCGCUCAGUUCGCUGGAGCCUCGAGUCUCUCUCACUGGCCACUGUCUCAGACUCCCAGUGAGUUAAAGUUCAAACACCGAGUAGCCUCCUUCUGUCGAGUGGCUACUGGCUGGGCAUUUUUGUUGUCGAACGAGUAAGUUCGAUUUCCCUUCCCUAGCCCUGACAAUCAGAGGAUCGGCCCUGUUUCUCAGUUGUCAUACAACACGCAACAACUUAAUUGAAACUUGAAACCCUAAACCCUAAAGAAGUAUCACUAUGAGAAGGGCUCUGCUGAGGAAUGUCUCUCUCUACGCCCGUAUUCUCCAUUUCUCUCAUAAACACGAACCGAAAAGUGUGAUCCUGUACAAUGGAAUUACCAAUUUCAGCACUCGUAAUGUACCGCGAAUCAGUUGCUUCUCUUCGAGAAUCCGAUAUUUUUCAUCUGAAAUAGAUGUCACGAAAGAAGCCGAGACGAACAGGGAUUCAUCUGAAUCUAGCGUCGGCCAAACCGAAGAGAAGAAGCAAGAGGCCGCCGAGGUCCAAGAUGUAUCCAACAAAGAGUUAAAAGUGCAGAUAGAGGACUACUUCAAGAAUGCCAACGAGGAAGCACUCCCAUUAAUCCUUCAGAGUAUCCUACAGAGGAGUCUUUCUAAUAAGCAUGAUGACACAGAUGAUGAACUGAUGGAUGACCUUCAAAUGCAGCCUAUAGAUAACGUUAAAGACCAAGACUUUGAAUCAGAUUUUGAGGAUGGUCAUGAAACGGAUGAAGAGAUUGAUGAUUUGUACAAUGCAAGGGAGAUUGUGGUGAAGAAAAUGGCAGGUGAUCCUUACUUUAAUAUGGAUGACAAGAAGUGGGAUGACAUGAUUGCAGAAGCUGUCGAACAUGGGCAUCUGAAGGAUACUAGGGAAUGCGAGGCAAUACUAGAGGACAUGCUUAACUGGGACAAACUUCUACCUGACAAGAUAAAAAAGAAGGUGGAAAAGAAGUUUGAGGAGAUAGCAAAUAGGAUUGAGAAAGGUGAACUUGAAGUUGAAGAAGGCUAUGCAUUGUUUAAGGAGUUUGAAGACCAAAUGGUAUUGGAAUGUGCUAAGCUGAUGGAGGCUGAGGCUCCUAAGCAGUUUGAUGAGACUGCUAUGCCCGAUAAGAAAAAAGAUCUUGAUGACCCACCAGGUGAGGGCCCAAUUCUUAGGUGGCAAACACGUGUGGUCUUUGCUCCUGGUGGUGAUGCAUGGCACCCGAAAAAUAGAAAAGUAAAAUUGGCUGUUACUGUCAAAGAGCUAGGUCUGUCAAAGCAUCAAUUCUGCCGAUUAAGAGAAUUAGCAGGAAACCGAUACAAUCCAGGAAAAGAUGAACUUACCAUAACCAGUGAGAGGUUUGAACACCGGGAGGAGAACAGAAAGGAUUGCCUCCGGACUCUAUUUGCGUUGAUUGAGGAGGCCGGUAAAGCUCGGAAACUGGUGGAGGACGCUGGAACUUCAAUCAUCAAAGAGAGACUUAAAGCUAAUCCAAAGUUCAUGCAGAGGUUGCAAGCUAAGAUAGCGAAAAAUAGAGAAUGUACUUCAUCACCUGCAUGAAUUAACUCGACCACAGGGGUAGGUAACAAAGUUAGAUCUUCGGACAAUUAUUUCAACAUUACAUCUUUUUAAGUAGUUUCCUUGUUUAUGGAGAAGUCAGUUUCCACCGGAAAUUAUGGUGGCCUUAAAUUUAACAGUUACUCUGUUCAGCAGCUAUUGCAAAUCAAACAAGUCUAUCGUUGUAGCUUGAC